Molecule: messenger RNA, 2313 nt
Organism: Heterocephalus glaber (naked mole-rat)
Lineage: Eukaryota; Metazoa; Chordata; Mammalia; Rodentia; Bathyergidae
Gene: Lrrc38
Product: leucine rich repeat containing 38
Cellular component (GO): plasma membrane
Molecular function (GO): protein binding
Source: RefSeq, a predicted model, not a curated record
CACAGCAGGGGCCUUGGCAGCCUCCUCCUCUCUUCGUGGGUCAAGUGCAGGGAAGAGGAGGGAAGAGGAAAAAGGACAGCCCUGCCCCAGCUCAGAUCUGCAGCGCCCCUCCCCCAGCCCCAUAGCCUGCGGGGAUUGCUCCUGGCUAAAAGCAAGACUGACCCCUCCCGCUUCCUUUGGAAACAAAGAUUGUGAGCGGGAGAGCCCUUUGGCACGGGCAGACACCGGGCCACGGGGCGCAUGCCCCGGACACGUCCUGCGGGCACCGCUCUCUGGCUGGGCCACUGAACUUAGUCGAGAGCGCCGCUGGCCAAGUCCGCGAGACAGGUCUUACUUCCCGGGCCGCAGUGGCGACAGCCUCCAGGCCUCCCUGCAGCUCCCGCCGCUCCCCGGGAUUGUCCAGCCUGUUAAUUUCCUGCUCUGGUAAAUCCUCUCGCGAGCGUCUCUCCCCCUCCCUCCAGUCUCUGCCCCCUGCCGCCCCACACCGGGGUCUGGCCUCGCCGCUCUGCUUCGCGCCCGGGCGCACUCCCUCCCCGCCCCUGCCGCCCUCCUGCUCCCCGCACCCUGCCUCCGGGGCCCCUCUGCGCCGCCGCCAGCCUCACCCAGUCCCGGUCGCCGAGCCGCCCCGGGGCCCUGCCAUGCUUCCCCGCGCUGUCCCCCGCCGCCCCAAAGCGGUGCUCGCGCUCUGCAGCCUCCUGAUGCUGCUCGGGCCCGGGCUUGGCUGCCCCGCUGGCUGCGCCUGCACCGACCCGCACACCGUGGACUGCCGCGACCGCGGGCUGCCCAGCGUGCCCGACCCCUUCCCGCUGGACGUGCGCAAGCUACUGGUGGCCGGCAACCACAUCCAGCAGAUCCCCGAGGACUUCUUCAUCUUCUAUGGCGACCUGGUGUACCUAGACUUCAGGAACAACUCUCUGCGCUCACUGGAGGAGGGCACGUUCAGCGGCUCUGCCAAGCUCGCCUUCCUGGACCUCAGCUAUAACAACCUUACGCAGCUGGGCGCCGGGGCCUUUCGCUCCGCCGGGAGGCUGGUCAAGCUGAGCUUGGCCAACAACAACCUGGCGGGCGUGCACGAGGCCGCCUUCGAGACACUGGAGUCGCUGCAGGUUCUGGAGCUCAAUGACAACAACCUGCGCAGCCUCAGCGUGGCCAUCCUGGACGCGCUGCCCGCCCUGCGCACCCUGCGCCUGGACGGGAACCCCUGGCUGUGCGACUGUGACUUCGCCCACCUCUUCUCCUGGAUCCAGGAGAACCCGUCCAAACUGCCCAAAGGCCUGGAUGGGAUCCAGUGCUCCCUGCCCUCUGAGAGCCGGAGGGUGGCCCUGCAUGAGCUGUCUGAGGCCAGCUUCAGUGAGUGCAAGUUCACCCUGUCACUCACGGACCUGUUCAUCAUCAUCUUCUCAGGUGUUGCUGUCUCCAUUGCCGCCAUCAUCUCUAGCUUCUUCCUGGCCACCGUGGUACAGUGCUUCCAGAGGUGCACCCCCAACAAAGACACUGAGGAUGAGGAUGAGGAUGAGGAUGACUGAGCUCCUCUUCUGCUCGUUCCUCAUUGUCCUGUCCCCACCAAUGGUGCCUCUGUUAGAGAGGGAAACACAGAGAAGCAUCAGCCACUGCCAGUGAGUGGACAGAGCUUGCUCUGUUUCUGAGACCCCAGUGCCUGCUGGGAUCUGGACCUUAGAGUUCAGAAUCAGCAUUUUGGAGAAGCUCAGGAAAGAGGGAGGCAUGGUUCCUUAGCAGAGCCCACCCAGGCCAGAGAUGUGUUUCCUGGAGAAGGUGGCCAGGUCACCUCCAUAGCUACCUGCCGGAACCCUCCCACAGAGAUGUGGACUUGUGGCCUCCAACUGUAAGGAUGCUUGUGCUGGUCUUUUUCUGACCUGCACUGGAAGACCAUGAGCCAUCUCCUUCCUCCUGAGAGACAGCAGCUCAACAGCAGAGAUUCAUGGUCAAGUUCAGACCAUUCUCCAUGGGAGCAGGAAGUCUCCUCUUUAUAUAGUAGGCUCAGAACCUUGGGAUUUUAUACAAGAACAAAUAAAUUUAUGCUCAAUAGACAAUGUUUGUGUCCCCAACCCCCUGUGGGAUGGUAUUUUGAGGUGAGGCCUCUGGAAUGUGAUUACAGUACCCACAGGAAUGGGGUGAGUGUCUUUAGAUUCCAGAAAACCAGGGGCAGACACAGCAGGAAGCUGGCCAUCUCCGAACCAGGAAGGGACCCUCUAUAGAUCCCAGCUGUGCUGGGGCCUACCCUCUCACUCCCAGCCUCCAGAACUGUGAGAAAUAAAUGUCUAUUGUUUAUAAGCCAUGCAGCCUGUGAUAGUC